GUGGGAAGUACUGAUGUUACUGCUUGGAGGGGGGGGGGGUUGGGGGGUUCGGGAAGCAGUGGGGCUGUCUGGGCUCAAGGAGCUUGAGUUCCUCUCGUCUGCCCUCGAGUCCUCUCCUUGGUGCACCACUCAGGUGGGAAGUACUGAUGUUACUGCUUGGAGGGGGGGGGGAUGGGGGGUUCGGGAAGCAGUGGGGCUGUCUGGGCUCAAGGAGCUUGAGUUCCUCUCGUCUGCCCUCGAGUCCUCUCCUUGGUGCACCACUCAGGUGGGAAGUACUGAUGUUACUGCUUGGAGGGGGGGGGGAUGGGGGGUUCGGGAAGCAGUGGGGCUGUCUGGGCUCAAGGAGCUUGAGUUUCUCCCAACUGCUCUCGAGUCCUCGGUGCACCUCUCAAGUGGGGGUGUGGGUGUGUUGCUGGUGAAAUUGUUGGUAGUGGUGCUUCUGUGGGUGGGGCAGUGGGGCAGUGGGGCAGUGGGGCCAUUUCUCUGUCGGGGCUGA
Molecule: messenger RNA, 496 nt
Organism: Closterium sp. NIES-65
Lineage: Eukaryota; Viridiplantae; Streptophyta; Zygnematophyceae; Desmidiales; Closteriaceae
Source: the annotation of a GenBank genome assembly